Messenger RNA from Microthlaspi erraticum, 534 nucleotides. Lineage: Eukaryota; Viridiplantae; Streptophyta; Magnoliopsida; Brassicales; Brassicaceae. The record is from the annotation of a GenBank genome assembly.
AUGUCAACGACCGAAGAAACGAAAGCGACGAAGCUCGAAUCAGCGGGAGAUUCGUCCGAUGUAGACAACGGAAACUGUAGCAGUAGCGGAAGCGGAGGCGAUACGAAGAAGACAUGCGUUGAUUGCGGAACUAGCCGGACCCCACUUUGGCGCGGUGGCCCAGCUGGUCCUAAAUCAUUGUGCAAUGCGUGUGGGAUCAAGAGCAGGAAGAAGAGGCAAGCAGCUCUUGGACCUAGACAAGAAGAGAAAAAGAUCAAGAACAAAACUAAUAACGAUCUAGCUCUGGAGAGUGUGAAGAUCGGAAGAGAGGAUCCAGAAAAUGUCAAGAACAGGAUCAAGACAACAGAUCCUGAGGAGGAUGACAAGAACAGUAGCGGUAACAAGAAGGAUGUGAAAAGGGUUAGUAGAUUUUUGGAUUUCGGGUUUAAAGUUCCGGCGAUGAAGAGAUCUUCGGUGGAGAAGAAGAGGCUAUGGAAGAAACUUGGGGAAGAGGAACGAGCCGCGGUACUCCUUAUGACUCUUUCUUGUGGUUGA